AUGCCCAGUGGUAACCCCGCUGAGGAGACAAAAGGCAGCAUAAAAGUGACAGCCUAUGACUGCAAGCACUGUGAUAUCAGCGUAUGCGAGUUUUCCAAUUUCAGUUGCUGUGCUGUAAUUGGUGAAACACAAAACAAGAUAUUUUCAAAUGAAGUAAUUCAGCUGGUGACCGAUGAAACAUAUGUCACUAUGUGCUUUCAGCAAGCAUAUACUUUCCCAGAAGGAAUUUAUGCCAUCAUCUGGGCAAAAGCUGAGGGAAUAGGAGAUUCAUGUGGCAUCUUGAAAGCUGAAGAGCUUGGUUCCUGUGGGCUCAUUGCUCCGCAUCUUUACCGAUUCCUCGUCAUCUUCACUCAGCAAACAAGACACCUUUGGCAUCAUUACCAUGUUUGUGGUUUUUGUGGGUUGUGCUGUAGUGCUGGACUGCUCGUAGUGCAUAAUCACAUCUUUACAAGUGAAGAAAAUGAAUUUCUUGAACAUUCACCGGACUUUAUCAGUGCCCGUGAAGGAGAUUCUAUCAGUAUAAUUUGCUCUAUGAAAAAAUCAGAAAAUGAAGUGGGGACAUACUUGAGGACUAGUAUACAGCCGACCAACAUAGUAUAUCUUUCCAGCCAGAACACUUCAUUUAUCCUUCCUGCUUUAGCUGAUCGCACCAGUUAUUCAAACGAAGGAAAAAAUCUGAGGGUAACUCUGCGCAAUAUACAGGAAAAUGAUUCCAAUAUCUACCUUUGCAGCAAUUUUAUAAAAGAAAGCAAUUAUGUAAAGCUAAAUGGAAAGACAACCAUGUUAGUGGUGAGAGCUAAAAAUAAUGGAGUUGUUGAACAGUCACCGCUUUCACACAGUGUUCAGCAAGGCCAGUCUCUCAGCAUUACUUGUUCACUGAAAAGCUCGCAUGAAGAAGAAGGGAUCUUCUUGCUCAAGACUCACGUGAAACCUGAAAGAGUGUUAUAUGUUUCAAGGCAGAAUAUUUCAACUAUCUUUCCUGCUUUUGCAAAUCGCUUGGACUAUACAAAGCGAGAGAAGACAUUAGUGAUAAUUCUGCACAACCUACAGAAAAGCGACAGUGACGUAUACGUGUGUGUUGGAGUGUUUAAAAAUUCCGCUGUCCUCUCACUGAAUGGAAGUGGCACCAUGGUGCUGGUUAACGAAAUGGAGCAGACAUGGUGUAGCAAUAAUUCCUGGAGCUUCUAUGGUCUUAUCACUGCGGUGGUGCUGCUCAUUUCUGCACUGGUAUGCUGCGUCUUCUACCACAUCAAUAUAAAGAAAUAUUUCCAGAAAAGAAAACCAAAUGCAGUAUAUGAAGAUAUGUCUUAUGGUUCUAGACGUAACACAUUGGUUGGAACUAAGACUUCUGGCAUUAAAAAUUAACCUCUUGCUAGCAGGAACCAUGCAUGGAUCAACAGUUCCUUUCCAGUCUCUCUGAGAGCUACCUUAGCAACUUGGUGCAGCGGUUGAAUUGAAAAUGCUAUCUAACUUUGUUUCUGAAAAGAAAUAUCUACUUCAUUGCCAAAGCUCUGUUUCCAUUUCUUUUGGUUACUUGUGAAAUACAAUUUGUUUCUUUUAUCUACAGGAAAUAAAGAGAUGCAGUUACUCUAUA
Rhea pennata is the source of this 1594-nucleotide messenger RNA. RefSeq lists its product as uncharacterized. Lineage: Eukaryota; Metazoa; Chordata; Aves; Rheiformes; Rheidae. Gene Ontology annotation, biological process: adaptive immune response. Gene Ontology annotation, molecular function: signaling receptor activity. The transcript is spliced from 9 exons. Gene Ontology annotation, cellular component: membrane. The coding region runs from base 1 to 1365 and encodes 454 amino acids. The record is from RefSeq and is a predicted model, not a curated record.